Messenger RNA from Corylus avellana, 1387 nucleotides. Its product is annotated as septum-promoting GTP-binding protein 1. NCBI's taxonomy places the organism in Eukaryota, Viridiplantae, Streptophyta, Magnoliopsida, Fagales, Betulaceae. The record is from RefSeq and is a predicted model, not a curated record. Gene Ontology annotation, molecular function: GTP binding; GTPase activity.
CAUCAGCUUCCAUUCCCUCAAGGAGAAGAGAGAGAGACUCAGUCCCCAGCCUGCCAUCAUCCAUAUCCAUCCAACCUUCUUCCCCCAUAAACCUCUCAAAUGACUGAACUUUGUCGAAAAGUUGUUCAGCUCAGCCUGCGGAGGAGAUUUCGUCGUCGCAUGUUGAUCCUCCGCCGAUGGUUCCGGCGGCUGUUGGACCGGCUUCUCUUGUGCUCCCUAGGGAAACCUAUCCGGUACCGCAUGUUGCCGCAUACCAUGGUGCCGUCUCCGUCGCCUCUAGGCACUCCCGAGGCCGCCGAGUUCGCGGCGGAGGAGCAUGUUGACACACCCGUGUUUCAUAACCACGACGUCGACAGCUCCGACUUGGUUGCCUUGAAGAUCACUCUCUUGGGUGAUCGUCAAAUUGGAAAGACAAGUUUUCUGGAGAAGUAUGUAGGGAAGCAUGAAGAACAGAGAGCCCAGCAGAAGAAAGAAUUGAAUAUAGUGGAUAAGACAUUAUUGGUUGGAGGUGCACGUAUUUCUUAUUGUAUUUGGGAAGUAGGAGGUGAUAAAAAAGCUUGGGAUCACGUUCCUGCUGCUUGUAAGGAUUCUGUUGCCAUUUUGCUCAUGUUUGAUCUAACAAGUCGGUGUACUCUAAAUAGCGUCAUAAGGUGGCAUCAUCAAGAAGUGAGAAAAUGGAAUCAAACGGCAAUUCUUGUUUUAAUCGGAACAAAAUUUGAUGACUUCAUCCAACUCCCCAUAGAUUUGCAGUGGACGAUCGGAAGUCAGGCAAGAGCAUUAGCAAAGGCCCUGAAUGCGACCCUAUUCUUUUCAAGUGCAACCUACAACAUCAAUGUCAAUAAGAUCUUCAAAUUCAUCACUGCAAAGCUCUUUGACCUGCCAUGGACUGUGGAGAGGAAUCUGACUGUGGGAGAGCCCAUGAUUGAUUUUUAGAAGAUUAAUCUGUAGAUAUAGCAAAAAAAUAAAAGAAAAGAAAAAAAAAAAUCUGUCUAAAUCCCAAGAAAAUGACCUGGAGUCAGCAUGUCACUGGAUUUUUCAUGGUUGUCAAUCCACCUCCUGCAGCUUUGAAUGUCAUGGAGAAAGGCAGAGGCGGGAAGAGCCCGCAUCUCCAACUAUGAAUAACAUCUGUGUUGUUCAUGUUCAGCAAUUGUAGAAAGACUUCAAAGCAGAAAGAGAGAAAAAAAAAAAUAGCAGAGAUUUUGCAUCGCUGUUUACAGAGAUAGUCCAUUUCUAACAGUCAACCACCUCCCUCUACCAACACAAAUGUCGGAAAAUACUUGUUUGAUUUUUUUCUUAUCAAAUUUAUGCCUUUAAUAUGUAAUUACCCAUGAUACUCUUGUCAUCAAUUAAACAGCACUCAAGGAGAAACCAUAUUUCAAUCAAGACA